Penicillium cosmopolitanum is the source of this 1545-nucleotide messenger RNA. Its product is annotated as sugar porter family MFS transporter. Lineage: Eukaryota; Fungi; Ascomycota; Eurotiomycetes; Eurotiales; Aspergillaceae. Bases 1 to 1545 code for a protein of 514 amino acids. The record is from RefSeq and is a predicted model, not a curated record. Gene Ontology annotation, cellular component: membrane. Gene Ontology annotation, biological process: carbohydrate transport; transmembrane transport. The transcript has 5 exons. Gene Ontology annotation, molecular function: carbohydrate:proton symporter activity.
AUGCUAUUCAAACGCCCUUCGGAUGAGAAGGGAGACGCGUGGCCAGCUAUAUUAGUUGGCUUGUUCGCGUCCUUCGGAGGUAUUCUCUAUGGGUAUGAUACUGGGACUAUCGCAGGCAUCCAGACAAUGCCCUACUGGCUCGAUGAAUUCAAUCAUCCUAAUGCAGGCCGCAUAUCCCUAAUUGUUUCUAUUUUGUCGGUUGGUACUUUUGUCGGUGCCCUCGCGGCGGGUAUCAUGGCAGACAUCACCGGCCGGAGAUGGGGAAUCAUCCUGUCAGUCAUGUUUCCCUUCAAUCUUGGCGUCGCUCUUCAAACGGCUGCUACUUCGCAGCCUCUCUUUAUUGCUGGUCGCUUUUUUGCCGGUCUCGGAGUCGGUUUGGUCUCCGCCCAAGUUCCCAUGUACCAAUCCGAGACACUCCCUAAGUGGAUUAGAGGUGCGGUUGUUGGAUGUUACCAGCUGUGCAUCACAAUCGGUCUUUUCCUGGCUGCCAUAGUGAACUGGGCUACCCAGAACAGGAACGACAGCGGAAGCUACCGUAUUCCACUUGCGAUCCAAUUUGCAUGGGCUUUAAUUCUGGCCGGAGGCUUGCUCUGUCUUCCAGAAACGCCUCGUUUUCUGAUCAAAAAAGGCAAAGAUUCACAAGCUCUUAAAUCCUUGGUUUUCCUACGUCGCUUGAGUGCGGAUGACCCAGUCAUUAUCGCUGAGCUCGCGGAAUUGAAGAGCAAUUGGGAACACGAGCAGUCUCUUGGAUCUGCAUCAUACAUAGAAUGCUUCAAGGGUACCACCGGUAAACGUACGAUUACUGGAAUCAUACUCCAGUCUCUUCAGCAGCUUGUUGGUAUCAAUUUUAUCAUUUAUUAUGGUACGAGCUACUUUGCAGAAAACGUGGAAGGCCUGCCCGACUCUUUUAUCUUGCAAGUCAUCGUGAAUUGUGUCAAUGUUGUCAUGACGCUCCCAGGUCUCUGGGCAAUCGACAAUUUUGGACGUCGCCCAGUGCUUUUGAUUGGAGCAGUUGGCAUGGGCAUUUCUCAGUAUAUUGUCUCGGCCUGUGGCGCGGCGACUCCAAUCUCAAAUUUCACUUCGCAAUGCGUUCAAUUCGCCUUCAUAUGCAUAUACGUGUCUUUUUUUGCUUCUACAUUUGGUCCAUGUGCUUGGGUUGUCACGGGAGAAAUAUUCUCGCUUCAAACUCGUGCAAAGGGUCUGUCCAUGACCACAGCGGCCAAUUGGUUCUUCAAUUGGCUUCUUUCUUUCAUCACGCCAUACCUCACUGGAGCGCUUAAUCCAACCCAGUCUAAUGUUUUCUGGAUCUGGGGUAGUUUCUGCUGGAUUGCGUUGGUGUUUGUGUACACCAUGGUUUAUGAGACCAAGGGAUUGGCCCUUGAGGAAGUCAAUGAGCUCUAUGAAAAUGAGCCCAGAGCCUGGAGAAGUCUUGGCUACCGGAACCAGCUGCGCACAAACCCUAUUUAUGAGGACCAUUACAACAAAUCUAUCGAUGAAGAUAACAAGGAUGGGAAUCCGAAUGCCGAGGAGACGGAGAAGGUUUGA